CCGUCUUUGCAUUUGUGUGUUAUAUUUACUUUUCCAUCAAGUACGGCAAAAUAUUCGACUGUUUUCGGGCUUUUGGCUUUGUAACACAAUGUACGAUGUACGGCGAAAUUAAUAAUACUCAAAACAGAGAAACAUAAAAACAGUGGUGGAUUCGUUGGUUCGGUGGGGGGAGGGGUUUUUGGGGAUCUCAACCACCGAUUGUUUAUAGUGGUUGUGUGAGUAAACGAACGUUAGUGCGAGUGUGUAUCUGUAUCUGUAUGAUUUUGUAUCUUUUUUUUGGUUUUUGUUGUAUUUUGUUGUAUUCGUGAGUGAGUGCGGGUUAAAGCAAGAGUUUGUGAAAAAGAAAAAGCAAUAACGUUGGGGGUUUUCUUCAAGACCAACUGGGAUCUGGGAUGUUCUUAUUGGCAUCUGUCAGUUGCUGCGCGGUGAAUGAACUCCAAUCCGAACUUACACUUUGGCCGCCUUGCUGCCAACCCAACGGAAAAAACGAGGCGCAUUAAGCAUUAAACAUAAAAAAAAUUAUAUAUUUCCUUGUCCAGACCCCAGACAACUAUAUCGAUGGUGGGCGCACAGACGACAGCAACUCCCAACUCUCUUCCACUCCAAGCCCUCUCGUUUUCCCCCUCACCAUUCUCCCCCAAGCUCCUAACCGAAAAAUGUCUGACACCAUUGCAGUCGAAAAGGAAGGAAUCUGUCCUCUAAGCGAGUCCAAGGGUCAGGAAAUUGGUACACCAGUUGACCAAGAGUCCCAGAAAUCGGAGCAAGUUAUCCUAGAGACCUACAUAACAGCGCCUCUAAAGAUCGUAGAGCCAUUCGAGAAGUUCGAGAAGGAAAAGGAGGAGGAAGACAAGGAGAAGGAUAGCCCAAUAAGAAGCUCCACAAGUCCGGAGGACAUCACCGAGAUCGAAGUGAUCAGUGCCAAGGCAAAGAAGUCGGUCAGCUUCAAUCCCAACGACGAAGAGAUACGCAAGUUCACCACCGGUGAACCGAUUGUGGAUCAAAAGAAUCCAUUCCGCAAUGGACACAUAGCCGCCACACGGGAGAAGAAGACUCCGCCUCCGGUGCCAACGAAACGAUCCACCCUAAGUGUUCGCAAAACCGUGACCCAGCAACUUAGGGAGCGGGAACGUGAACGGGAGCGGGAGCGCGAAAAGGAGCGGGAGCAGCAGAAGAACGAGUCCAACACUCGGAAAAGUAAGUUCAAUCGAUCCCAGUCGCAGACGGAUGACUUUGUGACCACGGAGGAGGUGCUCAAGCAGUCCAAGUAUGUGAAAACGUACAUUAAGAAUCCGGAUGCAUACUUUGUCUAUGAUCCCUCGGUGCUGGCACGGCUCAAGCUAGAGGAACUCAAGGAGACAACCGGCAAGUUGCCCAAAAGGAAACAGACGGUGAAGGAAACGAGGACGGGAAAGCAGGCCCGCCAUCAGAAUCAGCAGCCGAAUCAAAAGGCCCAACAGUUACAGAAGCCAACGCAGCCCACAUUUAAGAAGUGCUCGAAGCCAAACUACCCGGAGUUGGCCAACUUGAAAAUCCGCACCGGUACCAAUUCCGAUCCAGAAAGCAGUGCCUUAUUCAAUCCCGCUGAGGUAACGAAAAAUGCUCGCAAAUUCGACGAGAGGGUGAAGAAGCUACAGAUCACCUCGGACGAUGAUCUGGACGACAUCGAUGGCCCGUUGACGAAGAGUGAGUCCAGUGACGAGUUGGCGGCCAGUUCCUCUGCGCCACAAAGUCCAGACAAGCCGGUGGCUAUGAGUGCGCCGGGCGAAUUGCCCUCGCCCACGCCCUCGCCAGGCACGUUCACCAACACCAUUAGCUCCGAUGAGUUCCAAGCGUAUCUGGACUCCAAGGGUCUGGCCCUAAUGCCCCGGCGCGAGCUCUUCUCGCCGUCGCCCACAAUCGCCAGGACCUCGACGCCCAUGCAAACGGCGGAGGAGCGACGCCAACAGGUGGCUGAGUCACUGGCGGCCCUGCGCAAGAGCAACACCAAGAAGCUCAAUGUACUCCAGCGGAUCUCGAACAGUAUAUUUCCAGCUCGACGAAAAACAACACCCAAGUCGGAAGCUCCUUCGCCGCGUAGCAUCUUCAACGAUUUGGAGAAGGAGGACUAUCGCCGCAAGGCGGAUGUCCCCACCGAGAUACGUCGUGUUCUAUUGGAGCGCCAGAGUCCCAACUGCCGUCGCCAAAAUGGACAAGUUCAAUCUCCGACCAUUGAUUCUGGCAUCGAUAAAAGUCCCAGGAACUGUGACAGCAAUUUGCAGAACAGAAACGGUGACACGAAUUUGCCCAUGCGAAAUGGUGACGCCAGCUUGCACAUAAGAAACGGUGACCACGCAACUUUGCAGAGGCGAAACGGUGACAACACCUUGCGAAGAUCGACACUGGAGCGACCAGGUGUCAAUCCCAGACGUCAGUGGCCAGAGGCACAGCAGGUUGGUCGCAUAAACCGCUCCACUUCGGUGGAUCGCAGCCAAUUCAACCAUGAACAGCCGAUCCAGGGCACGGCAAGUCCUGCGACCUCAUCGACGCCAGUACGUGGCCAAAACCAGUGGGACCAAUUGCGGGCCAUCAAAGAGGUGACGGAUCGCCAGCUCUACCACAAGCUGCAUCAGCAGCAGCAGCUGCAGGCACAACCAAUCCAGGGACAACAUCCAGGGGCAAUCAGACAACGAGCGAGUGAGGAUAUCUACGCCCAGGUGAUAGUCCAUCCCGACCAAACAAAUUUUGUGCGCGGCUCAGUGCAGCGUAACACCUUCUCCGGUAUCAGCGGUCGCAGCCGGCCCCUCAUGGUUUACAACAGCACGCCGAUGAGGCAGCAACAAGUGCAACCACAGCCGCCGCGCUGCCAGAGUGUCCUGGACCACAUAACGCCCAGUGCUGGAAAUCCAGGUCAACAGACACCAGUGGUGAUGCGGCAUCGGGCGGCGAACCAGGGGCACUCGCAGCAGAUGCCACCACGGCGGAUUGGAGGUCUUCUCACGCGCGAGGAGAUCCUCGAGAAGGUCAAGGAGUUUUGCCGCAAGAGCAUUACCCGGGCACCGGAAGCGAAGACGCCGCUCCAGCCCAUCUAUAAGCGACAUCUAACGCCUCCCAAUGCUGAUGUCUCGCCCGUGUCGUACGCUUCCGUGGAUGACCAAUGUGCGCGGCCACAGGUGCCGCAGCGCGUCCAGAGCUUACCCGUCGCCCAGGGGCGCUAUGUAACCAGCGGCAUGUCGGCGGACGGACCGUCGCCCAUCUACGCUCAUGUCAGCAAGCGAAACAGCUUGCUUUCCAAUGUCUCCGAACAGUAUUUAUCCAAUCAGCAACUUGGAACGCUGACCAGGCCGGUGCCGCUCAACCAGCUGGUACUGGUGGACACGGGCGAGGGUGUUCAGGUGGCCCAGCUGGUUGACUACCUGCCCUAUGUGCGCCCGGCGCCCGCCCACGGCUAUGUGAUGCAGGAUGGCAGGGCCACGCCGCUCAUCCUCGACCAAUCGGCCCAGCAGACCAGCCAGAUUUACUGGACACCGCAGCACCGCCAGCGGAUCGCCCAUCCGGUGCCAGCACCACGCUUUAUGAAGGGUCAGGCCAUGCCCACGUCCAGAAACAGCACGAUAAGCCGACAUAUGGAGGAAAGGAUGGGUAAUGCCUCCGACUGGGAGCUCAGCUCGGAAGCUGGGGAAGUACGGCGCAUAAUGGAAAAGCAAUUAUAAUUUAA
This is a messenger RNA of Drosophila erecta, 3694 nucleotides long. RefSeq lists its product as uncharacterized. The record is from RefSeq and is a predicted model, not a curated record. Lineage: Eukaryota; Metazoa; Arthropoda; Insecta; Diptera; Drosophilidae. The coding region runs from base 657 to 3689 and encodes 1010 amino acids. The transcript is spliced from 3 exons.